AUGGCUGGGAGGAACUACACUGUGGUGACAGAGUUCUUCCUGAUUGCAUUCACUGAACAUCCUGAGUGGGGUCUUCCUCUCUUCUUGGUAUUUCUGAGUUUCUAUCUACUCACUCUGCUGGGGAACUUGGCAAUGAUCAUCCUGAUCCACAAAGAUCACCAGCUCCACACCCCAAUGUACUUCUUCCUCAGUCACCUUUCCUUCAUGGACAUCUGCUACUCCUCCGUCAUCGUCCCUCAGAUGCUGGCUGUGCUGCUGGAACAUGGCACAGCCAUCUCCCAAGCUCGCUGCGCAAUUCAGUUUUUCCUCUUCACAUUCUGUGCUUCCCUUGACUGCUACCUCUUGGCAAUCAUGGCCUAUGACCGCUAUGUGGCCGUGUGCCGACCCCUGCUUUAUGUCACCAUCAUGACUGAGAGGGCCCGCUUGGGCUUAGUGGCUGGAGCUUACAUUGCCGGUUUUUCUAGUGCCUUUAUUCGAACGGUUACAGCUUUCAGUCUCUCCUUUUGUGGAAACAAUGAGAUCAACUUUAUUUUCUGUGACCUUCCUCCUCUGUUAAAACUCAGCUGUAGGGACAGCUACACUCAGGAGGUGGUGAUUAUUGUGUUUGCCAUUUUUGUCAUGCCUGCUUGUAUACUGGUGAUCUUGGUGUCCUACCUAUUUAUCAUUGUGUCUGUCAUGCAGAUCCGCACUGCUGGAGGCUGGGCCAAGACCUUCUCGACCUGUGCCUCCCACCUCACUGCUGUGGCUCUCUUUUUCGGGACCCUUAUCUUCAUGUAUCUGCGAGAUAACUCAGGCCAGUCCUCAGAGGAAGACCGAGUAGUGUCGGUGCUGUAUACAGUGGUGACGCCAAUGCUCAACCCCCUCAUAUAUAGUCUGAGGAAUAAGGAGGUAAAAGAGGCUGUUAGGAAAGCCCUGAGCAGGUCAAAAACUUCUGGAUGGCCGUAG
This is a messenger RNA of Equus quagga, 945 nucleotides long. Its product is annotated as olfactory receptor 9Q2-like. Gene Ontology annotation, cellular component: membrane. The transcript has a single exon. The record is from RefSeq and is a predicted model, not a curated record. Lineage: Eukaryota; Metazoa; Chordata; Mammalia; Perissodactyla; Equidae. Gene Ontology annotation, biological process: sensory perception of smell; G protein-coupled receptor signaling pathway. Gene Ontology annotation, molecular function: G protein-coupled receptor activity; odorant binding; olfactory receptor activity. The coding region runs from base 1 to 945 and encodes 314 amino acids.